AUGUCAUCUAUUGAUGCAAAACUCAACCCGCGCUCCCUUCCCACCGCCCUAAUCCUCGGCGCCUCCCGCGGCAUCGGCCGCCAACUCGCCAUUUCCCUCGCCACGGACCCCAAGACGGACACAAUCACAACUGUCGCGCACGAAAUCACCCUCCUAGGCGGCCACGCCCUCGCUUUAUCAUGCGAUGUCCGUGACACAGCCGCCGUCGAAGCCCUCGUGCACGAAACAGUGCGUCGACUGGGUAGAUUGGACGUCCUAAUCUACAACCCCGGCGCGAUCUGGUGGGCGUCCGUCGCCAACACGCCCCCGAAACGCUUCAACCUGAUGUGGGAGGUUAAUGUCAGGGGGUGUUAUGCUGCCGUUAGUGCUGCGCUGCCUUACUUGACUGCCAACAGUAUAGCCUCGAAUAAGAAGGGGGAGAAGGGGGACGGCAAGGGUUCAGGCAGGAUCAUCAUUAUCAGCCCGCCAAUCUACUCACGCUUCUUCCGCGGGAAGACGGCGUAUGCGAUGACCAAAGUCGGCAUGUCUGUCCUCGUCUCCGGCCUCGCGAUGGAUUUCGACCGUCUCCGCAACGAAGCGGAGCCUAGCACGGGGCAUGAUCUCGCAGUAACGGCCCUUUGGCCCGCCGCGUCGAUCGAAAGCGCAGCCACCGAGCGUGCCGUGAACUCGGACCAAGACGUGCGGAAGGAUUUACGGCAUCCGAAGAUCUUCGGGGAUGCGGUGCUGGAGAUAUUGAGGGCGCCAGUUGGGACAGUGAAUGGGAAGUUGUUGCUGGAUGAGGAUUUCUUGAGGGAGGAGUGUGGGUAUGGAGAUAGGGAGAUCGACGAAUAUGCGAUUGUCAAGGGAAGUAAGCCGAGGAGGAUCAUGCCGGCGAAGUUGCCGAGUUUGUUGGUGGAUGAGCAGGCAGAUGAGGGGAGGCGGAUGGACAGCUCAAAAUUGGGCAAGCCGGCAAAACUGUGA
Messenger RNA from Cyphellophora attinorum, 960 nucleotides. RefSeq names its product Hydroxysteroid dehydrogenase-like protein 2. Gene Ontology annotation, molecular function: oxidoreductase activity. The record is from RefSeq and is a predicted model, not a curated record. Lineage: Eukaryota; Fungi; Ascomycota; Eurotiomycetes; Chaetothyriales; Cyphellophoraceae. The transcript is spliced from 2 exons. The coding region runs from base 1 to 960 and encodes 319 amino acids.